UCUGACAAGAACGAACAGAAAAGGUAGAGAAAAAGAUAAUCUUGGAGAGAGAAAGAGGGAAUUCUAGAGAGAGAGAAGGGAGGCGCUGUUUGUGAAUUAUGGUGAUUGAAAACCCAUAAGAAAGGUGAGACGAACAGCGGUGAUCUCUUGGUGUUUCUAUCGUCUUUCUUGGAGGGGUUCCCGAAAUCAACGAUCAAAAGAAUAAGGGUUGGAGAAAGAAGAGGAAUCAGGUUAUGUGAUGGCUUCUAGAGCUGUAGUUCCGGAGCAAGAUAGAGUUGGAGGAAGGAAGCAAAAGAACGGUCAUGCCGAAGGCAGAAAUCGACGAGUUCUCGGAGAUUUUGGAAACUUCGUAACUGCACCAACUGUUGAGGGGAAACCUCAAAAUCAGAUCGCCCGCCCCAUAACAAGGAGUUUUGGCGCACAAUUACUGGCAAAUGCACAAGCUGCAAAGAGAAAAACAACAGCAAGAAGCUACUGGCAGAAAUUGUUGAUGAUUUGGCCGGAAAAGAUGGUGCUGUGAAACCAGCCGUACCUCAUAAGAAGGAAUCCUUGAAGCUGAAGGAGGCUAACUAAAAUUACUUGGCUUUCCUCAACACAUUAAAGAAAGGUAGAUUUUGAUUUGCUGACCUAAAAAUAAAUUGGUAGGGAGAUGCGAUCUUACCCGUUAGUUUUUGGAGCUCUUUGAUUGUUGUCGGCGAUUUUAGCUUCAUGAUAGCCUCUAUCUUUUCAGGGUUCGCCUCUAUCCCUCGUUUUCUAACCAUGUAGCUAAAGAAUUUUCCGCUACCUACUCCAAACAUGCACUUAGACGUGUUCAACUUCAUCCCAUUAGUCCUCCUUAUAGCGAACGCUUGAUUCAGGUGCAUCAAAUGAUCGUUGGAUCUCAAACUCUUUACGAGCAUGUCGUCCACAUAGGUCUCCAUUGACUUUCUUGUAUCUGUUCGUCUAGAUUCUUGGGAUGAAGUCUUUGUUGGUCCUAAUCUCUGUCUAGAUUUGUAUGUUCUGACUUUGGACUUGGACCAACAUGACCUCUGCUGGGAAAAGGUUCUUCUGGAACUCCAGGGUGGGAGUUACUAUUUUGCUUCUUCCUCUUCCUUGACUCACUUGAUUCUCCUAUAAUAGUUGGAAAAUAGAGGAGUUCGUUUGAUUUAACCUCUCAGUCUUUUCAUUUUCUUCUAACACCAAAUCAUUCAAAUUGUCUUUAAGAAAAGACAUUUUUCGCACCAUUGAAUCUAGCUGUCCUUCAGGUACUUUGUAUGAUUGGAUCAACAUUCUCCUCCAUGGACUGCAUAUGUUUGUGAAGAACAUUGGAGCUGCUACUUCUGUUGUUACGCCACUCUGAAAGAAAUAUUUGUGAAACCAAUAAAUAUAUUCAUCUACUGCGCAAAUAUUUCUGAGUUCAAGGCUGAUGACAGCCUGUCCAUAUUCUCUAGCCUUUUCUGCUCUACUUCCUUCGAAGUAUCCAUCUCCGAUGAAGUGUAUUUUGAUAAGUCUUCAUAGUCGGUUUGCAUUCGCGUCUUUCGAAUCUCUGUCAAGGAUCUCAACUUGCAAGCUUUAUAUCGAGCUCUAGGGUAGCUGCUGCUAUCUUGAUGGCUGCAACCCAUUCGUUUAUUAAUUUCUCGGUAUUUCGAAAACCUGAGGUUUAGUAUAGUGUCAUAUGUAGGAAUUUAUCUAUUCUGUUUCUACUGGUUGGGAUUCUACCAUGGAUUUCAGUGGAGUGUAGACGCCUCACUGCA
Sesamum indicum (sesame) is the source of this 1733-nucleotide messenger RNA. RefSeq names its product G2/mitotic-specific cyclin S13-6-like. NCBI's taxonomy places the organism in Eukaryota, Viridiplantae, Streptophyta, Magnoliopsida, Lamiales, Pedaliaceae. The record is from RefSeq and is a predicted model, not a curated record.